This is a messenger RNA of Microtus ochrogaster (prairie vole), 4475 nucleotides long. RefSeq names its product potassium voltage-gated channel modifier subfamily G member 4 (gene Kcng4). Gene Ontology annotation, biological process: protein homooligomerization; potassium ion transmembrane transport; action potential. Gene Ontology annotation, cellular component: membrane; voltage-gated potassium channel complex. The record is from RefSeq and is a predicted model, not a curated record. NCBI's taxonomy places the organism in Eukaryota, Metazoa, Chordata, Mammalia, Rodentia, Cricetidae. Gene Ontology annotation, molecular function: delayed rectifier potassium channel activity.
UUGGAGCACCAAGUCCGUUGCUGAGGCAGGACGGCUGGCCCAGCUCCCUGCAGCAUUCGGACCUUCAGCUCUCAGGAGGAAGGAGGGCUUCAGAGUCCUUCUAGAAAGCUACCUUGUGCCCCUGCUCUUCUGCAGAAUCAGAAUGAAUACACUUCUGGUCUAAAGAGGAGGCCGGAGAAGGACUGGACACUGACGCUGCCAGAGAUGCUAUGUUGCCAGCUGGUUUUGGUUUGUGUCCUCCCCCACCCCCACCUCUCUGACACAAAACUGUCUCUUUCCUGGUCACUGAGAGAGACAUGGGCUCCCCAUGUCCGGCAGAGAACUGGCUGGGAACGGACUUCCUAAGACUAGCGGCCGACAGGUGAGCCCUGGCCCCACAGUCUGUGGCGAUGCCCACGUCUUUCAGAGACAGGGACCUGCGUCCUGGACACCAUCACUUUGGCUCCUGCAGCCCCUUGAGCCAGCUCUGGCCUGGUCCAGAGCCUCAGUCAGUCAAAGGCCUUUACUACCGCAGGGCCCGGAAGGUGGGCACCCUGGACGCCUCUCCAGAGGCGGACCUGAAGAAGGAGAUCCUGGUGAACGUGGGUGGCCGGCGAUAUCUGCUGCCCUGGAGCACCCUGGAUGCCUUCCCGCUAAGCCGCCUGAGCAGACUCCGGCUGUGUCGCAGCUACGAGGAGAUCACACAGCUCUGUGAUGAUUAUGACGAGAACAGCCAGGAGUUCUUCUUUGACAGGAGCCCCAAUGCCUUCGGGGUGAUCGUGAGCUUCCUGGCUGCAGGAAAGCUGGUGCUUCUGCGGGAGAUGUGCGCGCUGUCGUUCCGGGAAGAGUUGAGCUACUGGGGCAUCGAGGAAGCCAACCUGGAACGCUGCUGCUUGCGCAAGCUCAUGAAGAAGCUGGAGGAGGCAGCGGAGCUGCGCAGGGAGGAGGCUAUGCAGCGCCAGCAGCAGCGCCAGGCCUGCCACUCUGAAGUACAGUCUUCGCGAUGGGCCCGCAGGAUGAACCAGCUGCGUGAGAUGGUGGAGGACCCACAGUCGGGGCUGCCCGGGAAAGUCUUUGCCUGCCUCUCCAUUCUCUUCGUGGCCACCACGGCUGUCAGUCUGUGUGUGAGCACCAUGCCCGACUUCAGGGCUGAGGAGGACAAGGGAGAAUGCACGAGAAAGUGUUACUACAUCUUCGUGGUGGAGACCAUCUGCGUGGCCUGGUUCUCCCUAGAGUUCUGUCUGCGGUUUGCCCAGGCCCGGAACAAGUGUCAGUUCUUCCGUGGGCCCCUGAAUGUCAUUGACAUUCUAGCCAUCUCCCCGUACUACGUGUCUCUUGUGGUGUCCGAGGAGUCCCCGGAGGCAGGCGAGAGGCUGAGUGGCAGCUCCUAUCUGGAGAAAGUCGGAUUGGUGCUGCGUGUUUUGCGGGCGCUGCGUAUCCUCUACGUGAUGCGUCUGGCCCGCCACUCGCUGGGGCUGCAGACGCUGGGUCUCACGGUGCGUCGCUGCGCCAGGGAGUUUGGCCUUUUGCUGCUCUUCCUGGGGGUGGCGGUCACCCUCUUCUCCCCUCUAGUCUACGUGGCUGAGAAUGAGUCUGGAAGGGUCCUAGAGUUCACCAGCAUUCCCGCGUCCUACUGGUGGGCCAUCAUCUCCAUGACCACAGUGGGCUAUGGGGACAUGGUUCCUCGCAGCGUUCCUGGUCAGAUGGUGGCUCUGAGCAGCAUUCUUAGCGGUAUCCUCAUCAUGGCCUUCCCAGCUACAUCCAUCUUUCACACCUUCUCCCAUUCCUACCUGGAGCUGAAGCGGGAGCAGGAGCAGGUCCAGGCCCGCCUCCGGCGUCUUCAGAACACAAACUCGGCCAGCGAAAGGGAGCUUCUGAGCGAUGUGGAUGACCUGGUCCCCGAGGGCCUGGUCUCCCCCAUCCGCUACCUGUAACUCCUACCGCCUUAGGAAUGCGCCAUAAUUUCAACUCAUCCCACGGCUGAGACAAGCUCCUGCACCUCUCCUGUGGACCAUCUGGGGGUGUGUUCUCAGAAUGCUGACUUCCAAAGCAGGAAAGGGGCCAGACCAUAACAACACUGGUGUGAUCCUGGGCACAUCCCUUAUCCUUCCCCAGCUCCCUGCCAGCUACUGGGCACAGUUCAUCUUGGUAGGCUGAGUCGGUGGCCCUGUGUUCUUUCCCCUCCCUUGCAGACUCUGUGCUAUUCCACCCUGGGUCCUGGAUGCUCAUUGAACUGACCACUGCUAAUAGUGAAAUGCGGAGUCUACAGAUUUCCAUCCUCUCCUCCAGACUCCCUCUCCAGGUUCAUGCCACCCCAGAGGGCUCAGGCACUGAGACCUGUUCAAAGCUCCAUGCAGCCCAGCAAGGCUUCCAGGCGGAUCAUGUGCUCUCUUGCUUCCUGCCACCUCCAGCCGAGUUUCCAAAUGCAGCGGAAGCACUCACUGUUCUAGAUGCUCUUAGCCAAGAAGGCAGCCCUGGCCACUGCAAUAAAUCCUGUCAGGGUCUCAUGGCAGAGAGCCUACUGUCACCUCUGACAUUGCUAGAGACCUGGGCCACAGGGCCACCUGCAAAUACCCAGUUGGCCAGCCUGACUCUUGGUGGACACUCUGGUUCUGCAGCUCUUAGUCUUGACCAGGAGACGCUGAGAACCAUACAAUGUCCUUUCAGAGAACAGCAGCACCAGGAGGAGCCUCAGCUUUCCCCGAUCAACUAAACAUCACUGACACAGCUCGGCAGUACAGCCCUAGGCCUGCCUGGUUCUAGCUCCCCACAUCUGACCCCCACUGAUGGAGGCUGGGCAUCCCUGGUGUCUGUGUGCAUCCACGUAUCCGUGUGCUCCUCUGUCAGCAGACUCGACCCUUGGAUCCACAGAGGAGGCAGCGUGCUAUGAACAUGACUUACAGAGACGAACCAGGAAGCAGCAGAGGCCCCUGAGCAGCCAGUGCCCCCAGAGUUUCCCAAGACACAGGGUCUAAUGCUGGAGGGGCACCCGGGGGGGGGGUGGCAGAGCAGACUGGGAGAAGGAGGUGGUGGAUCUCAGAGCUUUACAGAAGACAGCACUGUGACUGUGCUAGGCGUGGGACAAGGAUGACAGUCCAAGCCGAAGUGGGAGUGAAAUCCAUCCAGGAAUGUCCCGUGGGUUCACCUCCCCCACAUCACUACCAAUCUGGCACAGCAUACCUGGGAGACAUCUCCGUGGCACUUCCCAGCAGAGACACAGCUGCACUGUCAUCCAGUACUGGCUGUAAGGCCACUGGAGAAAGGACAAGGGCAGUAAGAUAGACGGGGCCCUGUGAGUCUGACAUGGCUCAGGUGUGGCAUGCAGUCAGUACUGCAGCCCUGCUAAUACCAUAUCUGACUAUUGGUCCUUCUGCCAGUAUUGAGCUGAGCCCUUUUGGGUGCUGGGCUCACUUCCCCUGACUGCAACCCAUAGCCAAUGACUUUCCAGAGAAGCCCCAACAUCUAAGCUAAAGGGAGUCUUGCUCAUGUGGGAACUCUGACAUCCUCUGAUUCCCCCAGCAGAUACAUACACGACUCCAUCUCUCUAGACCUCAAGGUCCGGAGAGCACCUUAGUUCUUACCAAGCUCACAUGUCUCAAGCAAGCCCUUUGUGUCACAUGAGGAGAGCUGAUUCCUUCAUGAGGCCCAAGGCAUGCUGUUCUGUUUCAGGGAUCAGCCAGCAGAGUCCUGGGGAUACCUGAAUGUAUUCUGGAAGUAUAUAAAAAGUAGCUUUUGCACCAGGCUAAUUUUUAUUUGUUUGUUUGUUGUGAGACAAGAUCUCACAGUGUAAUCCAGGCUAUCAUUGAACACAUAAUCUUCCUGGUUCAGCCUCCUGGCUCCCACACUAAUAUUUUUUAGCUUUAAUUAGACAAAACACUAAACAAUCAGUUUUUACUUUAUACUCUUAAGAACAGACAGCAUGGGUUCCAUCUGAGGCCCGGGGGUUUUACUCUGUCUAUGAUUGUGAGCCGGUCCCUCUGUCUCUCUGUAAACCACACUGUUAGACCAGAUCUGUGGUUCUCUAGCUAAAAUUCUACAGGACACUUUUGGGGGCUGCUGUUGUUGGGGGAUGAUCAGCCAAAGAAGCAGAGGACCCAUUGGCCAAUGAUGGUCAUGCAUUCUUCACACAACACCUAAAAGAAUACAGAAAUACCUAGACAGUUCCUCUCCUCCAAGACAGGGCUAUCCACAGGUUACAGACCUAAGGUGUUGGGCUCACCCUGGAACCAGAGAAGAAGCCACUGGGGACCUGGGCCCUGUCAGCUCUGCAUCUGUCCCUCGGUUCUGGCUGAAGGCCUUGUCUGCAUCACAUGCUUGGUUUGAUGUCCCCAGUACUGUGCCUAGCUCUCACCAGGCAUCCCCACAGUUCUCUGUGCCACCAAAUGUACCAAGGCAAAAAGAAAAGUCAAAGGUCAGCAUUGGCUAAACCCAUCAAAGACACAAAAUGUCUCUAUUGUCUGCACACAUAUACCCAGUUAUAACUCCUAUUAAAUAAG